Messenger RNA from Corticium candelabrum, 3768 nucleotides. Its product is annotated as granule associated Rac and RHOG effector protein 1-like. Lineage: Eukaryota; Metazoa; Porifera; Homoscleromorpha; Homosclerophorida; Plakinidae. Gene Ontology annotation, biological process: Rac protein signal transduction. The record is from RefSeq and is a predicted model, not a curated record. Bases 145 to 3480 code for a protein of 1111 amino acids. The transcript is spliced from 10 exons. Gene Ontology annotation, molecular function: CCR4-NOT complex binding.
UAUGCACUAACUGUAUUUAACUUACGUAUUAGCGCAUCGUCUCUUCGUGUGACGUCCUUGCACCUCGCGCGCCUGAUUGGAGCUUCGAGGCCAGAACACACCCACGCGUCAAAAUGUCUCUCGAACGUUCUCUUCGCUAGACAAAUGGAUACGAGGAGCUCCUCUAAUACGUCCGGUUCCUUUCAGUCUCAAUCGUACUACCAGACCGUCUUAUCGCAGUGCGAGAAGGUAGAGGCGAACGUGGCCGACGUGCAACAUCACCUCUCCUCUUUCCUCGAGGCCAUCAACGCAGCAGGACACUCUGGAGUGUUACUGGCCGAUGCGUUGGUAAGACUGUUUUCCGAGACGCCGCUCUGGAGCGUUGCCGUUCAUUAUAAGGAAAAGGCCGAGUCAUUGAGCGAGUUGGCGUCUCGCACGACCAGCCAGGUGUCGCAAGAUGUCUCGUCGGUCCUACACAAGUACACACAUCUCACGCCGGGCACCAAAGCGGCCGUCGACGGGCACCAGAAGAGCCUACGAGAGCUCGACUCGGCGCGCGAGAGAGUCGACGAGUUGGGCAGCUGUCGCGACGUCGAGCGAAGAAGGCGGGCCGAGACGCGAUUCGAGCGCGCGACGGAACAAUAUGUGGCGGACGACGUGCGACUAGUGAAAGCCGUGCAGGACAUUCACGACCAGAAGAUGCAGGUAAUCGUCGUUUAUUUCAUCGAUUAUUGUCACCGGAAGCAUGCAUUCGGGGAGGCUUUCGUUUCCAGGAAUACUUGCACGCAGCCCUACAAAAUCGAUUUGGUGAACGUCAUUUCCGGUUGUUGGCAAUUUCAGAUGCUAGGCCCGGCCCUCUUGACGCUGUUUCAGACGCAGGCGUCGUACUACUCGCAGUCGUUCGAGGUCUUGUCGGCGCUGGGAAAAUAUCGCGAGGUCGGCGACGUUUUUCGCGACUCGAAGGCGUCGAGUUGUGUGAAGAAGGCGACGGCGCAGUGGCUGGCUGCUGCACAGGCUUAUGCUUCUCUUCGGAAGAAUUCGUUGAGUCACAACGACGUGCAGUGCAUCUUGCUGUGUGCUCAAGGAAACGAAAUACCCGAUCAUAUGAAAUCGAGCUUGAAUAGCAAGAUCGAUCGAUUACUGCAAGAGUAUAAAAAGGAGUUGAGCAGAAAUCCGUUGAAACAGUUUACAUGUCUUGGUGGAUUUCACCUGAAUCCGAAAGGUAUCGAGUUGGCACUUGAAGGAUGUUGCAGUGAUUUAGAAGCUAAAGGAGCGGGUGGCUGGAAGGACGAGCUCGACAGUGAAGAGACGAUGGCUCAAAUAUGUCGAGACACAUCGAGAGUCGAGUACAGAAUUGGUCAGCAAUGGUUCGACACGGUACCUGCUGGAAAGGUUGCCGAGGGAGCCAAAGCAAAACUGAGAGCUAUUAGUGAGAUGGUAAAGACUAUGGCUGUAACCCUUAAUGUCGCACCUUCUCAGCUUGAUGAGUUCUCGAUGUGCGUUCUUAAUGAAACUUGUUCGACUGUCGCAAAUUGUGCCUCGAGAACUGUCGUUCAGCUGGUGUUCGGAGUUGCCAACCUGGUACUUGUCAAGCCGAGCUCUGAUCAUUUCGAUAAUCGUCCCACUGUGAUCACGUCUCAGCAUGAUGCCAUUCAAAUUGAAGUGUCGUCGUGUUGGUCUGAUGGAUUCGACCACUCGUCUACUCUUUUGUAUUUUGACGAUUUGUUCUAUUUGCUAUAUAGGUGGCUCGUCGAGGACACCCCUACACUUUACCAUAUUCGUCCGAAUGUCGACCCGUCGAUGAGGCUGGGAGGUGUCGACGUCGUUUAUCAACGCACCUUUAGUGUGUCCAACUGGCUGGCAUCCAAGGCCCAGCCUUUACCAAUUGUCUGCGUCAGGUGGCAGCAGGAUCUCUUGCCUCAUAAAUCGUCGACAGAAAGCGGCGGCACGGCAAGGAGUCUGAGAAACUCGAUCAGUCGGGUUUCAAUGAAAUUCACUUCGAAGCUUAAUCGAUACAGCGAGAGGAGAAGCAGUGGAAGCUGGAAAGAAAACGUCUGUCCUCAACAGGCUACUUUUCAAUCUUACGUUGAUUUGGAGGAGACGGGAGAGAAGGCAGAGAACGCGCAGGCGCCAACUGAUCAACCGGUACCUCCUCCGAGGCUAAGAGGUAGACACGACAGAACGGCGCUCGAAGUCGAGGACGAGAAGAGAGAAUCGGAGAAAGACGAUUCGACGUCACGUUCUGGUGAAACACGGGAGACGAACAGAGAGGAAGACGGUGAGACAUUGCAAUGGCGGUCGGAUGUUGUGGAACCAAUGAGAGACGCGGGGAGUGGCCAGAUUACCGACAGUAAUGGGAAGGUGACUGAAACGGGGCAGGACCGGGGUGAUGAAAACACUCAACGCAACGACGACAUGCAGAAGUUGACCGAGACUCAUUUGGCUUCACCGGCUGAACUUCAAAGCGUCAUCGACUUCUUGUCGGGUUACCCCAUCUCUAAUCGAUCUCUCCAGCAGGCAGACGACGUCGGCACUGUGGCCAACGCUUCUGUGCCGUUCAACUACGAGUUCGAUUCGGACCUGUUUGACGGCUUUAUCCCGCCUCAUCAAUGGCCGCGCAGUUGCAGCGGUACAAGUAGCAACGGCCGGGCGUCGUUUAAUAACGGGCGAAGCGGAAGUCUGGGGAGAAACCGUGGUAGCAGUUUGGGCCGUAGCAGCCGAGGUUCUGGGUGUUCGGAUUGUCUGCAGGACGAUGUCACUCCAUAUGGAUAUGACGUGAUCUACGAGGCUGCUUGUCCUGGUGGAGGUCGCACCGUGGACGGUUGCUUGACAAAUAAUUAUUGUCUUGCACAAAAGAGCAAACCCGUCGGCGAACGCUCAGAUUUCACAUCAGGAUUUGACAUGGUUCAGCAGGGUAUCGAUCCGGUUAGAAUCCUGGCUCCACCUCAUGAUCAUGGUUUACUGGUGAGCAAUAGUGCCGAUUUGGUGGCGAGCGCUAACAGUCGACAAAACACUUUAGCACUUCGUAGAACGCUUCCCAGCUUGAGCAAGCCGUCUCACCAGGGUCACACGGAGGUCCUCAACCGGUCUCCCGCCACUUGGCCUCGAGGAAAAUCAGCACCCUGGGCCAGUGCGUCAAGUGAACAUUCCGAGUUGCAGCACACAUUCUCGCCAAAUAAUGGUUACAAUGUAAUGCAGGGAAAAGGUAGAGACUCCAGUCAGUGUAACACGGGGGUUGCUAGUCCGAGGGCGUUUAGCUCGGACUCUAGCAGUCCAUCUUCUUCUCCACCGUUGUCUCCUGGUAGGUCCAUCCAGCAGCAACAGGGUGCAAUGACGUAUGCUACAACUGCGGCUCAGCCGCAUUGGCGAAAUAGAAACCAAGGAAGAAAUCAUUUUGCCAAUCAACAGGUUUUUGGCGUAGGAGGCUCUCCGUAUCUUCAAGAUUGGGAGAGACAGUGGAACUUGCAACAAAAAAACCUCGACCGUAUGCUUCAGUCUUGACUGCUGAGCUAUAACUGACCGAUGAACACGUGACGAGCAGGAUUAUUAUGCAUGUCUUCUUAUACACUCUGUUUGUAGAUCAUAGAUGUGACGUCGAUUUGAAGCGUUGUGUUUGUAGAAUAUUGUAUACCGAGUAGUUUGGUGAGACGCUGCAGGUCAGCAUGAACCUAGAACUAGAGACUGUGCAGUAUAUACUAUAGACUGGAAUUAGAACAAAAUUGUGAGUUUCAUAUUGCUCUUUCUUCUAUUACAAUCUUGUACUUCGUGGCGUAUCAGUUUUGCAAUGAA